Thlaspi arvense is the source of this 501-nucleotide messenger RNA. Lineage: Eukaryota; Viridiplantae; Streptophyta; Magnoliopsida; Brassicales; Brassicaceae. The record is from the annotation of a GenBank genome assembly.
AUGAGAUCUCUUCAGACCAACACGCUCAGUAUGACUCAAAGCAGUUACACAGCACAACAUCCCGAGAGCUGUUGUGAAGCAGUUAGGCUUUGCUGUGUUAUCUUGGUGGAGAGAGAGAUUCUGGAGAAUGCUCGAACCGUGACAUGGGACAUGCUCAUUCAACAGAGUCCUCUUCUGCAGACUAAUCUCAACAACGGAGUGGAGCUACUGCCAGAGAAGACAAUCUUUUUAAAACUCUUGGAAACAAGCGGCUUUUCUCAUGACCUUGACCAUCUAGAAACCCUUAUCGCGAAUGAGACAGAGGCCGAUCUUGUGUUCCAAAUCGUUAAGCCUCAGGGAGUAAGAAAUGGUCUUGUCACCGGUAAUGCAGCAGCUAAGGAAAUGAUCUGCUCAAAUAAGAGAACUCGUUGCUUGGCAAACACAAUAGACUUCAUGAAACUCAAAUCUUUCAAAGCCACGAUGAUCAAACUAUCAGAAACAGAGCAUCCUCUUAUUAACGUA